CCUCUCGUUGGUUUGUGUCUGUCUUUUUGUCUCCCUUAAGUUUCGUCACCCGUGGUCGUGGGAGGUUAUUGUUAUUAUUUAUAUGUUUAUGAUUAUAAUUAAUAAAGAAGGGUGGUGGAAAUGGCUCCUUGUUGUGGAAUAUAUUGAAGUGAUCCUUGCUAUUAUCUUGGUGAUGAUACUGAAUACGCUAGCACCCCUUGAGCUUGCUUAUAUGACACUAUUUACCUCG
This is a messenger RNA of Clonostachys solani, 229 nucleotides long. The record is from the annotation of a GenBank genome assembly. NCBI's taxonomy places the organism in Eukaryota, Fungi, Ascomycota, Sordariomycetes, Hypocreales, Bionectriaceae.